UACGAAAGUGGGAGGCACGUCACGCCAGUGCAAUCCUGCGGCAUUUGAGUUUUGACGUGUGACAGCAAACUGCAACUGUAUCUGUUGCAGACUGGUGUGUACGAUUUUGUAAACUGUCGGUAAUGAAAAAGUGAGAGAAAUGGCAGAAAGUAAAGGUGCGUUAAUUGCGAAAACAGUGCAAAAACAUGCUGGACGGGCGAAAGAAAAGUUGCUCCAGAACCUGGGCAAGGUGGAUCGUACGCUGGACGACAUCUUCGAGGAGCACCUGCAGAACUUCAACCGGCAGCAUCAGCAGGCCACGCGGCUACAGAAGGAGUUCAAUAACUACAUACGAUGUAUACGAGCGGUACAAACGGCGUCAAAAAGCCUGAUGGAGGCUAUCACGGAGGUGUACGAGAGCAGCUGGUCGGGGCAUGAUCUGCUGUACGUGCAGGCGCAGAGCAUGGAGAUGCUGUGGCAGGACUUCUCGCACAAGCUCGGAGACCAGGUCCUCAUACCUCUCAACACCUACACCAACCAAUUCCCGGAAGUCAGGAAAAAGAUCGAGAAACGCGGUCGCAAGCUGGUGGACUACGACGGACAGCGACACAGCUUCCAGAACCUGCAGGCCAACGCCGCCAAGAGACGGGAUGAUGUCAAGGUGACGAAGGGUCGCGAGCAGCUGGAGGAGGCGAAGCGCACGUACGAGUUGCUGAACUCGGAGCUGCACGAUGAGCUGCCCGCGCUGCACGACUCCCGCGUCCUCUUCUACGUCACCAACCUGCAGACGCUCUUCGCCGCCGAGCAGCUCUUCCACUCCGAAACCUCCAAGGUGUACGCGGAGCUGGAGGCGAUCACGGACAAGCUGGCGACGGACUGCCAGCGCAACUCCUACACCAAGAAGACCGCCUCCCUGCCCCGCGCCCCGCCCGCCCCCACACCCGCCCCCCUCGCCCUCACCCUCGCGCACAACGGCGCCAACCACAACAACGUGCAGACGCCCUCCCCCGCGCCCGCCUCCCCCGCGCUCAACGGCAGCGCCAGCCCAGCGCCCGUCACGCCCCCGCCUCGCCGGGACACGUCCCCGCCUCGCCUGGCCACGCCCCCGCCCUCGCCGGGCACCACCCCACCGGACACGCCCCCCGCGCCGCACACGGCCAACAACAACGCGGCGGAGGAGGGCAGCAAGCCGCAGCUCAGCGACGUUCCUGUGGGAGCGCCGGCCAACGAGAAUGUCAAUAAUAACGUCGACGGGAAGGACUCCAGCGUUGAGAAGGAGAGUGAGAAAGAGAAUGAGAUAGAAGAGAAACAGAAGGAGAAGAAAGAUGUAGAGAAUCAGAACAAUGAGAACAAGAGCGACGAGGUUUACGAUAUACCAGUGGGAGCGACGCUGGCGGGUCUGCCGGCGGGCACGCUGUACCGCGUGCGCGCGACGUACCGCUACACGCGCGAGGACAGCGACGAGCUCUCCUUCGACGUCGGCGACGUCAUCCGCGUCGUGGAGUACGACGACCCCGACGAACAGGAGGAGGGAUGGCUGAUGGGUAUAAAGGAGUCGACCAAUGAGAAGGGCAUGUUCCCGGCGAACUUCACGCGGCCGAUCUGAGGCGCGGAGGGAAGGCAUCGGUCCGCCGACGCGCGAAGUGUUACGUGUUUUCUUUCUCCCGCAGAAACAUCGUCAUGAUCACACUGACACUAACACUUCGUUAUUUGUUUAUAAGUUUUAGUGUUUAGUUGUUGAGCGUUAUUAGAGAUCUAUAUAACUAUUUAUUACGUGUUGUACCACAACGAAUGUAUUAACGACUUACCCCUUUACUUUAUUUAACUCAAUAUUUUUUAUUUCGUAAAGGUUUGUAACGAUUUUGUAAAUAAAGUAUAUUUUUAGAAACACGUUUUAGUCAGUACGGAGUUCGGAGUUCGGAGUACGGUGUAGGUACAUCUAUAUCACUUUGGAAUUGCCUUUACACUUUUAUUUUCUUGUGAUCAAAGAAAGCAUGCUUAUUUUUUUUUUCUUGGGAUUUUUUUAUUGCGUGUGUAUUUUAUUGUAUUCGUUUUGAAACUUUUACUGAGAGAUUUUUAAUGUUUAUUCGAAUUUAAAAAAUUAAAAUAAAAUAAAAACAUUGCUCAGUAUUUAUAUUUAUUAAAUAAUGUAAACGGGAAGUGUCCUUAAUUUUAAUAUUAAACAUUUGACGAACAAUUCUUGGAAUAUAUUUUAUAUGUAACAUUUUGAUAUGUGUCAUUCAUAUAUAUAUAACAUAUACAUCGACUUGUAUUUGUAAAAACACUGAAGAAAUUAAUCACCAAAAAAAGGCGUCCGGACAUUUUGUUCGCGCCACUUUUCUGCUCCGGAUUAGUUAUCUAUAUGUUAUAUAUCUAUGACAUAAUUAAAUUUAUCUUGUAAUGAAUUUAGGAAAAAAUAGUCGUGUAUGAUUGACUUCAAUUUUAAAUAUUACCAUCAUAAGAAUCAAUGACUGCUAAAACUAUACACAGACAUUAAUUACACUAAAAGUUUUUUGCGACACAAACCAUUGACGUUUGAAGAACACACUACCAAAGUUCCAACAGUCGAAUUGUUUAAAAAUUCAUAAACAAUAAAACUAUAAACACUGAUUUUUAUUUAUAUUUAUUAAAUAAUUACAUGAUAAAAUGAAUAGUUUUAUCCUAACAGUUAGUUGUAAUUUCACUUUUCAACUAAUCAUGCCAAAGAUUAAGCAUUUUUAUCUUUUCUCAUUCCUAUUUAUAUAU
This is a messenger RNA of Papilio xuthus (Asian swallowtail), 2724 nucleotides long. It is a transcript of the gene Amph, whose product is annotated as amphiphysin. Gene Ontology annotation, molecular function: protein binding; phospholipid binding. The transcript has 10 exons. The record is from RefSeq and is a predicted model, not a curated record. Bases 140 to 1585 code for a protein of 481 amino acids. Gene Ontology annotation, cellular component: plasma membrane; cytoplasm. Lineage: Eukaryota; Metazoa; Arthropoda; Insecta; Lepidoptera; Papilionidae.